This is a messenger RNA of Brassica oleracea var. oleracea, 1462 nucleotides long. RefSeq lists its product as uncharacterized. The transcript has 10 exons. The record is from RefSeq and is a predicted model, not a curated record. The coding region runs from base 204 to 968 and encodes 254 amino acids. NCBI's taxonomy places the organism in Eukaryota, Viridiplantae, Streptophyta, Magnoliopsida, Brassicales, Brassicaceae.
CGGAAAAUAAAUACUCGACAACGGAGCAAGUAUCGGGUUCAGGCAAACGGGUCAAAAUAAUUUUUAAUGGGACUUUAUCAAGUUCAAAAUUGAAGCGGGUUGAUCCGAUAGUUUGAAAUCUCGCCGGCUCGCGUAAAGCUCUACAGAUUCCGUUUGUUCCUGAAGCGAACGGUUUGGAUUGUGAUCGGAAAGUGAAGGAAGAGAUGGAGGAGUAUCUGCAGUGUAUGAAGACUCUCCGGUCUCAAAUGACUGAUGUGGAGGAUCACGCGGCGAAGGUCUCCGUCGAGGAACAGAUGCAGAUUACCACAAUCGAUACCUUGCAGAAAGAUCUCGAUCAUGCAUUGUCUGAGACAAAGAGACUCAAAGAAGAGACGGAUCAGAAGACGAGGACUAAAGGCGAACUGUGCUCACAGAUACUUGGAAAGCAGAGAAAGAUUUCGUCAAUGGAAUCUGAUUCAGCAAAUCUUGCACAGAGUCUGGAGCUUAUCCUACAAGAACGAGACAGUAUAUCUGCAAAGCUUGUAUCCAAACGUUCUAACUAUAUAAAGACUGCAGAGGAAGCUAAAACCAAACUAGAGGAGCAGAAGGGCUGGUUUGUUUCCCAUAUGAGCAAUGAAACUGGCCAACAAAGACAGAAAGAAAAAUCAAGGAAAAACCUGAUGGAAUUAUCAGAUUCUGCUAGAGCAAAGCUUGAUCAAGCAAAACAGAUGAGAUCCGAAGUUAUCCAGGAAAAUUCCAAGAUCAAGCUAUCAAUUGAGAAUGUGAAGAACAAGAUUAAUGAUUUCAAGCCAGAGUUAAUGUCAUUGGAUAUUAAGAUUCUAGAAGAGGAAUACACAGCUCUCUUGUCAGAUGAAUCUGGAGAGGCAGAGUACCUACACUCGCUGCAGAGUCAGGCUGAGAAACUGAAGGAGAUUUCUUACAUUGCUAAAUGCGGUUGUGGAGAGAAAUACAGUGUUGGUCUACUCUAGGCCAAAGUCAUGCAUGCAUAUUAUCACCUUUCAGGUAUAUGAAUAUGUGAACACAUCGAGAACCAAAUAAAGUUCUUGUUUAGUUUGUUGAGAUACAACUUCAAUACUGUCUUGUUGAAGUAUAUAAAGUCUCACAGUUGGCAGAGAAGAGCACUUUCUCUAACAUUCCGUUUAAAUAUAUAUAGAUAUGUCGGAUAAGAAGCAGCAAGCAAUAUGAACCGUGAUUGUCAUCACAUUCUUGAUAACGUGUACUUAAAUAGUUUGUGAAAAUCUAAAUCUAUAGCUGAUACACAAUGUCAGAAGACGAACUUGCAGCUCGUACAAACUUACAAUUUGGGGGAAACUUUGUCAAAUUAGAGAAAAGAAAAAUGCAAUAGAACUGGUUUCUUUUGUUUCCUAAGCAGCAAGUAUUAUAAGUCACUCCAGGUUCAGGCCAAUUACCAUCCGAUAAAGCGUAUAAAAUGUAUAUAAAGUUUAGAAUCGAUGGUGAGAGU